Molecule: messenger RNA, 2051 nt
Organism: Chenopodium quinoa (quinoa)
Lineage: Eukaryota; Viridiplantae; Streptophyta; Magnoliopsida; Caryophyllales; Amaranthaceae
Exons: 3
Coding region: 185-1906 (573 amino acids)
Source: RefSeq, a predicted model, not a curated record
AUUAUUACCUUGCACGUCACAUUUUCAUAUUAUUUGAAUUAUAUAGUUGUUAACGUAAUUAUUAAAUGUAACAUGAUGAAAAUAAGUCAUUGCCUUAGCUUUUUAGUUUAGUUUGUUUCAUUGUUUAUAUAAGUGAGGUUAUUACUUGCUACUAUUUGCAUUGUUGAUAAGAGUAGAUAUUAUCAUGGGCAAUUGCAUUACUAGAGAUUCCGAUCCUCCUCCUAAAGAUGAUGAGGCCGACGCCGAUGCAAAGGAGAGUGGAGCUUUAGCCAUUGAUACAACUUUCAGUUUGCCUUCUCCCUUACCAGAGUGGCCUUCAGGUGGCGGAUUUGCAACGGGCACAAUCGAUUUUGGAGGGCUAGCAGUAGCCGAGGUGACAAAUUUCACCAAAGUAUGGGCAACAUAUAACGGAGGACCAGACGAUGGAGGGGCUACAUUUUUCGAGCCAAUUGGGCUACCAGAAGGGUUUUAUUUGUUAGGGUACUACGCCCAACCUAACAAUAGACCUUUAUAUGGGCGUGUACUAGUAGGCAAAGAUACUAGUAAUCCUGCUAAUCCAACGUUAAAGUGGCCCGUUGACUAUGCCCUUGUUUGGAGUAGUAAAUCUCAAGAUGUUAAAGAGGACACUCCUGGCUACAUUUGGGCUCCUAUACCAAAAGAUGGGUACCAAGCUGUGGGUCUUGUUGUUACCUCUACGCCCGAGAAGCCGCCCCUAGAGAAGGUUCGAUGCGUUCGAUCUGAUUUUACUACGUUGUGUGAACCCGACGAUUGGGUAUGGGGCAAGACGGGUGAUGUUGAUUCGGACGAGUUUAACAUUUUCGAGUCUAGACCCGUAAGGAAAGGAAAACAGGCAUCAGCAGUGAGUGCAGGAACAUUCUUGGCAAAAAGUGGUGGAGGAACAACAGUGGAAACACCUCUCUUAGUGUGCUUAAAAUAUACCCUAAAAAACAACACUUACAUGCCCAAUUUACAACAACUUGAAGCACUCAUCAAAACCUACUCUCCUAAGGUAUACAUUCACCCAAAAGAAGAGUAUCUACCUUCAUCAGUUGACUGGUUCUUCCAAAAUGGAGCCUUAUUGUACAAAAAAGGCGACGAGUCUAACCCUGUCCCUAUUGAUCCCUCGGGGUCUAAUCUCCCCCAAGGCGGCACCAAUGAUGGAGAAUAUUGGAUAGACCUUCCAAGGGAUAAAAACGAAAGGGAACGAGUCAAGAAAGGAGACAUGGGAUCAGCCUGUGCGUACUACCACAUUAAGCCUAUGCUAGCAGGAACAUACACUGACUUAGCAAUAUGGCUGUUUUACCCAUUUAAUGGACCGUCAAGAGCUAAAGUCGGGUUUUUAACCAUACCAUUAGGGGAAAUAGGGGAGCAUGUAGGAGAUUGGGAACAUAUAACAUUAAGAAUUAGUAAUUUUAAUGGUCUGUUAAUGAAGGUGUUUUUUUCACAACAUGCUGGGGGUGAAUGGGUGUACCCUCCUGACCUUGAAUUCGGCGAAGGCAACAGAAUCCAAGGGUAUGCUUCAUUGCACGGUCAUGCUAAUUACCGGAAGGCAGGGGAUGUCCUGCAAGAUGGCAAUGGAGAAGGGACUGAUAAAUUUGCCGGAAUCAGGAAUGAUACUGAUAAGAGCAACAAUGUGUAUGAUACAGGGGCUAAUUACAAAAUCAUUUCCGCGGAUUAUCUUGGGACAAUUACUGAGCCACCAUGGUUGAACUAUGCUAGGAAAUGGGGUCCUAUGAUUACUUAUAACAUUAAUGAUGAGAUUAAUAAGGUCGCGAAAUUGUUGCCUGGGAAGCUUAAGGAUAAGUUUCAUAGCUUUAUUAAGAGCUUGCCUGCUGAAUUGUUGGGGGAACAAGGGCCUACUGGUCCUAAGAUGAAGAAGAACUGGGAUGGAGAAGAGACAGUUUAAGUGUUACUUUGCUUGUUUUUAUAGAGCUUGAUUGUUGAACUUGUUAAUAGAGUCUUUGAUUGAUUUCAUUUAAAGUGAAGUUCAUGUAUGAAGAUUGCAAAUAAUGUUCACUUUGAAAAGAAAAAAAAUUGAAUUUGGUUUUUAA